UUUCAUGUUAAUCUUUAGAAUGGUGAACAAGUGUUGUGUCCCCCGUUGUUCCGGUAAUUACAACUGGAACAAUAAAGUUCACACUUUCAAAUUCCCGAGAGACGACGACAUGCGUAGGAAGUGGUUAUCUGCGAUUAAAAGGGAUGGUUUCAUUCCUACGAAAUAUUCUGUGGUAUGCCAUCGUCACUUCACAGAAUCCGACAUUCGCCGCUGUACCAAAUAUUAUGACAAAGCGAGAAACAGAACACUUACAGUCAGGCUUGACAAACCCAGACUGCAAGAGGAUGCUAUCCCGUCGGUGUUUGCCUGCUGGUACAAUAGAGGAACCAUGAAGUACAAUGUGAAGGAAACUGCACACGAGCACGCCUUCUAUCUAUCUGAUCACACUUACGCUCGGUCUUGUCCUUCCAAAACGAAGACAAAUUAUGAAGAUGUUGCCGAUUCUAGCCCAAGUUGGACAGCAGAAAGACACCAGCUUGUAGCUAAAGGACCUAAUGAGAAAAUCUCUCACUGUGGAAGUCCUGCGGUGCCAAGUUGUUUUGCAGAAUUUGAAUUUGGGGAUAAGGUGAUAGAGCUGUUUGGUCUCGAUAAUGUAUCGGCUGAUGCAAAUAGUCUCAAGGAAUUUGGGGAUAAGGUGAUAGAGCUUUUGGGUCUCACAAGUGUAUCAGCCGAUACAAAUGGUGCCAAGGUUUCUACGUUUCAGAAUGAUCAUGAAUCAGCACAGAUAAUAAUCAAAGAGGAAAUUGAUUGUGACACUGACAACGGUUCUGUCAACGACUUGGAUUCUCCGCAUUUUGCAGGUGAGGACAACAGUGUUGCCGCCGCCUGCAAAUCCAAAGUCACGAGAGGGAGAGACGGGCUCUCCAGUUGCACCAGCCGCUUGCCGCGGGCUCGCCAAUCCGCUGGCCCUUCGCCGUCUCGGAGUCCGUCCUGCAGCCAGUAUCACUGUGCAGUGUUUCGAUGUGUUACCAAUGCCCACAAGAUGCCAGGUGUCGUGUGUCACUCCUUCCCCAAAGACGAACACUUGCGGCGCGAGUGGAUCGCGAGGUGCAGGCGGCCCGAUGUAAUCAAUGUGAGAAAUGCGCGGGUGUGCUCUGUACAUUUUCGGCCAGAGGACUACGUACGAGAUAUGAGAAACGAACUUCUCGGAUUACCCUUGAGAAAGAAAUUAGUACCCACAGCAGUACCCAGUCUGAACAUUCCGAGGUGGGACGAAGGUGAAAUUGUGGAAUGCAGGGAUAUGAGCAAAAAGAGAGGAGGACGCAGAAAAAAGAAGCUACGUCGCUGUGAUUACGAUGACAGUGACAACAACAACGUGGAUGCUGUUGCACACAAAAUACCAGUGAACCCUCAGGAUGUGAUCGUAAAACACGAAAUAAUUGUAAAGAGAGAAGUCAAGUCUGAUUCUGAAGAUGUGGUGGACACAGGUAGACAACAGGAAUUUGAAUACUUGUCAGUCAGGGAGAAACCAUUAGAAGACCCUGACGAAUCCACGUUGUCAGCAAAUGAAGAGUCAAGUGAACAAAUGGGUCAUGAUCAGGAACUGCCAGUUAUCAUCAAAGAAGAAAUUGACUGUGAUGAUUACACCGAUCCACUCAGCUUUUCAGAAGAGACCUGCUGGUAGUAGUGACUGUAGCACGGCAGACGGAUUGAGCAAGGCAGAAGAGACAGGUCAACACGAGGCCCUGGAGCUACACGAAGAAGACAACUCGCAAAGCCCGGGAUCUACGUGAGGAAGACGUUUCGCCACCGACGUGGAGACGGGUAGCGGUAACAGCUCGGAGAAUGACGUGUGCUGUUGCUGAGUGCUGCACCGGAAUCUCGUGAGUCAGAAGAGUACGAAACUCGGACGAUACGUCGUGGAGACGGAAGAAGUAUUCGUAACGUGUACCGAGCACGUGUCCGAGUGUCCUCGGACCCUACGCUGCCGCCGUUGUAAUCGGGCACGUACAGUCUCGCACGCCUGUGGGGUGACGUGCCAAUUGUCAUUUGUAUUGUGAGAAAGCAAAUGUGCAGCGUCGUGCUGGGAGUGUGGGGCGUCGCCCGCUUGUGCGAGGUGUCUGGCGUGGCGUUAGAUUGCCUUACGUCAAAUGAUUCCGGGUGUAUACAUUGCACUGAGUUGAGAAAGCUUUUUUGUUUCUGUUUUGGGGGAAGACUUUAGAAAAUCCUUUUUAAGACUCCAUAGACAGUGUGUGUAACUGGACAUUUGUUGUGAAAUGUAAUUCAGUCUCAUUGCCACAGUAACAUUCACUAGAGACCAGUUUUCAAUGUUGAGCCUCCAGUUUUGAGUUUGCUGCUACAGAAUAAAAGCCGAGGUUAAUGGUGCCAACUUGCGAUCAAUUAAAUUGUACUGUGCAAGUAGCACAGUGAAUUGCAUACCGUACUGUGAACACGUGGCAUCGCCCUGUGCAGUCGUGGCAAAUAUUACAAAACUGUUGGUUGCAACAAGUUAAGUGAUGUCAUAGAAAUCUUCACAUAGAAAAGGGGCGUGAUACUUGGGUGUAUUGUGUAUCUAAUAAUAUUGCAGUAUGAGAAGUGUGUAAGCUUCUGAGGACUAUAAGUACUGACCAUGAAGCAUGUACUAUAGCUUUGUUACUCUUUGUUUUAAAUAUUUUAUAUACGUGUAUAUGUA
Schistocerca cancellata (South American locust) is the source of this 2632-nucleotide messenger RNA. RefSeq lists its product as uncharacterized. The coding region runs from base 5 to 1624 and encodes 539 amino acids. The transcript is spliced from 15 exons. The record is from RefSeq and is a predicted model, not a curated record. Gene Ontology annotation, molecular function: sequence-specific DNA binding. Lineage: Eukaryota; Metazoa; Arthropoda; Insecta; Orthoptera; Acrididae.